AUGGAUUCGUGGCUGAGUAAAUUCGUGAUGGGUCUGUUGGUGAUGACUGCUAUCUUUGAAGCAUCUGGUGUCUACGCGUGGACUGGCGAGAUUCGUGGCAGAGUUGUAUGCGAUGUAUGUGCUGAUUCUUCAAUCGGACCAGAAGAUCAUGUUCUUCAAGGAGCAGAGGUUGCGGUUCUCUGCAUAACCAAAUCUGGAGAGGUAGUGAACUAUCAAGCAUUCACAAACUCAAAAGGUGUUUACACAGUAGCAGAGACAAUGCCAGAGAGUGAACGUUGGGACGCUUGCCUUGCAAGACCAAUAAGCAGCUUCCACACGCCUUGCAACCGCUUAAACCAGGCCAAUACCGGGAUCAAAUUCACUUAUAACCGCCCUUCCGGUUACCAUCAUGCCGUGAAACCUAAGAAUGACAACAUUUUCACCUUAAUGUUGUAUAAAGAGAAUUGCAUCGUUGUGGACGAUAAGGGUAAAACGGUAAUCUACGAUGUGAGUUUUAAGGUAUCAGAUUUGGCGGGAGGUUUAGCCGGAGGAGGUGGUCACAAGAAGCAUCUUGUGGAAUAUUCCGAUGGAGAAGUUUUGCCUGUGGAUAAGUACGUGAAACACGUUUGA
Arabis nemorensis is the source of this 609-nucleotide messenger RNA. The record is from the annotation of a GenBank genome assembly. Lineage: Eukaryota; Viridiplantae; Streptophyta; Magnoliopsida; Brassicales; Brassicaceae.